AUGUUCCAUCCAGAUUCAAAGCUGGAUACAAUCUCUCACUCACCAAUGACUGCCGCCAUUCAACGCGCCGGUGCUACCCGCCGCCUGUCUGAUGCCGAGUCGAAAACAAUGAAGGCCAGAAAUGUUGUCGAGACAAACGAGCAGACUCCGCGAGAAAGUCAUGGCGACUCAAUCAAUGAUGGAUCUAUGAAGCCAACCUUCGACCAUACCCGCCGCAAAUUGAAGCCUCGCCAUAUCCAACUAAUUGGCAUCGGUGGAACGAUUGGCACAGCACUCUAUGUUCAGAUUGGUUCUGGCUUGCGCACCAGUGGCCCAGCAAGCUUAUUUCUUGCGUUCACUAUCUGGAGUAUGGUGAUUCUGAUCAUAACUGUUUGUCUGGCGGAAAUGGUUACUUACCUUCCCAUUUCCUCCCCGUUCAUUCGAUUUGCUGGCCGCUAUGUCGAUGAAGCACUCGGCGUCGCCGCCGGCUACAACUUCUUCAUCUUCGAAGCCGCCCUCGUGCCUUUUGAGAUUGUCGCUGUCAGCUUGAUUAUCAACUAUUGGACCAGUGCGAUACCAGUAGCCGCAAUGAACGUGAUUGUUCUUGUGCUCUAUGCAGUGCUCAACGUCUUCGCCGUGAAAUGGUACGGAGAAGCAGAAUUCUGGCUCUCCUUAGGCAAAGUGCUCCUCAGUACUGGCCUUAUCUUCUACACAUUUAUUGUAAUGCUAGGAGGAAAUCCCCUCGGCGACCGAUUCGGCUUCAGAUACUGGAAUGAGCCCGGGGCAUUUGCAGAAUACUACAAGACCGGAGAUACAGGCAAAUUCCUCGCUUUUUUAUCGGCUCUCAUCACAGCCAGCUUCACUAUCGCGGGACCCGAUUAUGUGUCCAUGGCUGCUGGAGAAACUAUCAACCCUCGUGUUGUACUACCAAAGGCAUUCAAUGGGGUCUUCUAUCGUCUCACGGCAUUCUUUGUUCUCGGUGUUCUAUGUGUGGGUAUUCUGGUUCCCUAUGAUGACAAGGAAAUGGCCUCGGCUUUUGAUAAUGAUAAGCCUGGUGCUGCGGCUUCACCAUAUGUCAUUUCUAUGGAUCGACUGCAUAUUCCUAUUCUGCCCCAUAUCGUCAAUGCCGUUGUUUUAACGGCUUCUUUCAGUGCAGGGAAUAGCUACGUGUAUUGUGCUAGUCGCAGUUUGUACGGUCUUGCGUUGGAAAGAAAGGCACCUCGAUUUUUGACCAAGUGCACUCAGCAAGGCGUACCUAUCUACUGUGUGGCUGUUGUUCUUCUCAUUGCGCUGCUUAGCUUCUUGCAGGUGUCUAAUGGUGCUUCAGUUGUACUCAACUGGUUUGUCAAUCUUGUCACUGCCUCCCAACUCAUCAACUUUUCUGUCGUCACCUUCACCUACAUCCGUUUCAAGAAGGCACUCGAUGUCCAGGGGGUUUCACGGGAUAGUUUACCAUACAAGAGUUGGUUCCAGCCCUACAUCGCCUACAUCGCCUGCGCCUCCACUACGAUUAUGGCUUUUGUCGGUGGCUACACGGUUUUCUUGCCUGGUAAAUGGUCAAUUCCUACAUUUCUCUUCUCAUAUACCAUGAUUGGAGUCUUUCCUAUUCUUUAUUUCGGGUGGAAGCUUUUCCACAGAACGAAGUUCUUGAAGCCUGAAGAGGUUGAUCUAAUUAGCGGUUUGGCGGAGAUUGAUGAGUAUGAGAGAGAGCUUGUGUCAUUGCCUCCAAAGAGCAUUCUUCAUAAGUACAUCAACAAGCUGUUCGACUGA
Messenger RNA from Penicillium atrosanguineum, 1749 nucleotides. RefSeq names its product putative general amino acid permease (Agp2). The record is from RefSeq and is a predicted model, not a curated record. Gene Ontology annotation, molecular function: amino acid transmembrane transporter activity. Gene Ontology annotation, biological process: amino acid transmembrane transport. Lineage: Eukaryota; Fungi; Ascomycota; Eurotiomycetes; Eurotiales; Aspergillaceae. Gene Ontology annotation, cellular component: membrane. Bases 1 to 1749 code for a protein of 582 amino acids. The transcript has 6 exons.